UCUGUACCGUUUAAGGCUCGUGAGCAAAUUUUGUGAAUAUUUGUAGUAUUUUAUGUUACCAAAUAGAUUUCAGAGAGAUUUAUUGCAUUUGCUACAAGUAACUAUGAUAAAUUCUUAUGUAGAUAUGCUUUUAAAGUGUCCUUUAAAGCUAAAUUAUGGUAUCGCCUCCUUCUGUAAUAUCUAACCUAGAUAUUGCGUUAUUCUUAGAAAAUGAACGUUGUUAUAAAAUAAACAUUUACGACUAGACAUUUUGACAGACGCUGUAAAACAGUUUAAUUUAACUUAGUUAAAUAGGUCAUCAUCAUGGUAGGUAGUAAUAUCUUACUAAUACCAUCGAAUCCAAUAGUAGGCCACCCACCUCAUUAUUUGCAUGAACUACCAUUAGAAGAUGAAGAACGUCUAGAAAAACUGUUCAAAUCUCUUGACUUGGAUGGAAAUGGGAAAAUUGAUAUUCAUGAUUUGUCCAUAGCCUUGAAAGAAUUUGGAGUUCAUCAGAAAUAUGCUGAGAAAUUCUUGGAAAGAUCGGAUCAGAACAAGAGUGGUGAUAUAUCAUUGGCAGAGUUCAUCCAUUAUGUAAGGGAGCAUGAGAAGAAUCUCCGCUUAGGAUUCUCCCAUAUAGAUAAGAACAGAGAUGGGAAGAUAGACUUGGAGGAACUAAUAAGGGCGUUCAAAGAGCUUGGUGUUGAGAUUGAGCGACGUGAGGCCAAGAACCUGUUGCAAAGAAUGGAUCAAGAUGGCAGCCUGGAGAUCAGCUUCAACGAGUGGAGGGACUUUCUCCUGUAUGCACCUUCUACAGAUAUUCAUGAACUCAUCAUCUAUUGGAGGCAUUCCACAUACUUGGACAUCGGAGAAGACUUGAAUGUCCCCGAUGAUUUCACGCAGAAGGAGAUGUUGACGGGAAUGUGGUGGCGCCACUUGGUGGCGGGGGGCGUAGCAGGGGCGGUUUCUCGAACCUGCACAGCCCCGCUUGACAGAGCCAAGGUUUACCUCCAGGUACAUGGCACCAGAAAGACAUGCAUCAGGACAUGUAUCAAGAACAUGGUGCUGGAGGGUGGACCCUGGAGUCUGUGGCGGGGAAAUGGCAUCAAUGUGCUCAAGAUCGCCCCUGAGAGUGCACUCAAGUUCAUGGCCUACGAACAGGCAAAGAAAUUUAUCCGCAAUAACAGCUCUAACAAGGACCUGACCAUCCUGCAGAGGUUUAUUGCCGGAUCGGUGGCGGGAGGUUUCAGCCAGACUGUCAUUUAUCCUCUAGAGGUCUUGAAAACCAGGUUGGCUCUACGCAAGACGGGCGAGUACAAAAGCAUUGCUGAUGCAGCCAAGAAGAUCUACCUCAAUGAAGGAUUGAAAAGUUUCUACAGGGGUUACAUCCCAAAUAUGAUCGGAAUCAUACCUUACGCAGGAAUCGACUUAGCCUGCUAUGAGACGCUAAAGAACAACUACCUGCGUACCCAUAUGGAUGAGACGCCUAGUCCAUUUCUGCUGCUAGCCUGCGGAACCUGCUCCAGCACCUGUGGACAGGUGUGCAGCUACCCUCUGGCUCUGGUGCGAACUCGCCUGCAAGCUACUCCUAACAACAAGCACACAAUGAUCAGCCAGUUUAAAGAGAUCGUGGCCAAAGAGGGGCUGGUGGGGUUGUAUCGGGGGAUCACCCUGAACCUCCUCAAGGUUGCCCCGGCUGUCAGCAUCAGUUACAUCGUCUACGAGCACUGUCGCCAGACCCUGGGUGUCAACAUGACGUGACCUAACUCGCCCCCUCCUCUCAUCAUAUCCUGUGAUCUUUACAUUAGGCUGUUUACUUCUAUUUAAGCGUAAUUAAACAGAGUUGUUAUCCGGCCGAGAUUUGUGAAUUUGUUGUAACAUUUGCUAGUUUUUGGCCUAUUCGAUCAUAAUGUUCUCAUAAAUUCAAGACUAGAACAAGCUUACGUACUUAUCGGCCCGUGGCUGGCGGCUGCCGCAAAGCUUCUAUACGAUGUAUCAUAUUGUUGUUAUUAUCCGUCAGACAACUAUUGUGAGUUUAUUUUUUUUACUAAACGACAAAUGUUUUAGCCUGAGAAUGUUACGGUUAGGAAUACAGGGAAGAUAAUUUAUUUUAGCAGUAAGUUUUGUUUUUAUUACUUAAACUAUUAUGUAAAAUCCCUUGAAAUUUGUAAAUAAUUAGUACUUUUAAAUUGUGUAUUUCUUAUUUAUUGUUAAUGUUGUACUGUACAGUAUUCGUGGGCUCAAUCAUCAUUCCUUGCGAUUGAAGAAAAGACGUUUAUGUUCUUUAGAUUCUAGUCUAAGUGAUGUGCUCUGCCACUAUUUAUACUUUUUUAUCUUUCAUGUGCUGUUGAAAUUUCAUUAUGUAUGUCAUUAAAAAGAUUAUUAAGAUUUGUUAGAUUUAGUUCCUAAGAGGGAAUUAAUAUCUAUUACAGUGUAUUUUUUUGUUAUUUUUUCACCAAUAAAGCCAAAAAUUGUAAUACUUGAGGUUGUAUAUUAACAUAAUCCCAUAGAAUAAUACCUUUCAUGCAUAAUUUACAUAAGCAGUCCACUAUUUUAAUGAAAUAAGCAUUUAACGGCAUUCAGUUAUAGCAGUAAUUUAGUUAAGUAAAUGAAUUUUUUAUCAGGCGUGAAAGAGACGUUGAAAACGGGCAAUGCUGCUGCACUUCAGUGUUGUGCUUUUCUCUACAUUUUCCUUGUCCACUGCAUUUCAUAUGUAACCAAGCAAGUUUGAUUUGUUGUUUGUGUACUCAUACAGUUGUAUGUAUUUUGUUGGUCAUCGUAUGUCUUUGUGCGGUGGCCAUUUUUCUGACUUCUACAACUUUUAUAAAGAUCUGUGUGGUUCAGACUCAAAUUAAGCUGUUUACAGCUCAAAUAUACCAAAAUAAAUAAAUAAUGAAGUUCAUGA
Homalodisca vitripennis (glassy-winged sharpshooter) is the source of this 2884-nucleotide messenger RNA. RefSeq names its product calcium-binding mitochondrial carrier protein SCaMC-2-A (gene SCaMC). The coding region runs from base 304 to 1740 and encodes 478 amino acids. Gene Ontology annotation, biological process: transmembrane transport. The transcript is spliced from 9 exons. Lineage: Eukaryota; Metazoa; Arthropoda; Insecta; Hemiptera; Cicadellidae. The record is from RefSeq and is a predicted model, not a curated record. Gene Ontology annotation, molecular function: calcium ion binding; ATP transmembrane transporter activity.